Messenger RNA from Henningerozyma blattae CBS 6284, 1347 nucleotides. It is a transcript of the gene GDI1, whose product is annotated as Gdi1p. The transcript has a single exon. The record is from RefSeq and is a predicted model, not a curated record. Lineage: Eukaryota; Fungi; Ascomycota; Saccharomycetes; Saccharomycetales; Saccharomycetaceae. Gene Ontology annotation, molecular function: Rab GDP-dissociation inhibitor activity. Bases 1 to 1347 code for a protein of 448 amino acids. Gene Ontology annotation, cellular component: cytoplasm. Gene Ontology annotation, biological process: small GTPase-mediated signal transduction; protein transport; vesicle-mediated transport.
AUGGAUUUAGAACAUAUGGAUACAGACUAUGACGUAAUUGUCCUUGGUACAGGUAUUACUGAAUGUAUCUUAUCAGGGUUACUUUCUGUUGAUGGUAAGAAAGUGUUACAUAUUGAUAAACAAGACCAUUAUGGUGGUGAAUCCGCUUCAGUCAGUUUAACUGAAUUAUAUACGAAAUUUAAACAAAACCCAAUCUCGAAGGAAAAUAUUGAAAAAAAAUUUGGUAGAGAUAGAGAUUGGAAUGUGGAUUUAAUACCAAAGUUUUUAAUGGCCAAUGGUGAAUUAACCAAUAUUUUAGUUCAUACCGAUGUUACUAGAUAUGUGGAAUUCAAACAAAUCUCAGGUUCAUAUGUUUUUAAACAAGGUAAGAUUUAUAAAGUUCCAGCCAAUGAAAUUGAAGCUGUUUCAUCGCCAUUGAUGGGUAUAUUUGAAAAAAGAAGAAUGAAGAAAUUCCUCGAAUGGAUCAGUUCAUAUCAAGAAGAUGAAAUCAAGACUCAUCAAGGUUUAGAUUUGGAUAAGAAUACUAUGGAUGAAGUUUAUUAUAAGUUCGGGUUGGGUAAUUCUACCAAGGAAUUCAUUGGCCAUUCAAUGGCUUUAUGGACCAAUGAUGAUUAUCUUCAAUUGCCAGCUAGACCAACAUUUGAAAGAAUCUUAUUAUAUUGUCAAAGUGUUGCUCGUUAUGGGAAAUCCCCUUACUUAUACCCCUUAUACGGUCUUGGUGAAUUACCACAAGGUUUUGCAAGAUUGUCUGCCAUCUAUGGUGGUACAUAUAUGUUGGAUACCCCAGUGGAAAAAGUCGAUUAUGAUUCAGAUGGUAAAUUCAAAAGUGUCACCACCAAAUUAGGUACAUUUAAGGCACCAGUUGUUAUUGCUGAUCCAACUUAUUUCCCUGAAAAAUGUAAAAGUACUGGUCAAAGAGUCAUUAGAGCCAUUUGUAUUUUAAACCAUCCUGUUCCAAAUACAAACAAUAGUGAUUCAUUACAAAUUAUUAUACCACAAAGUCAAGUUGAUAGAAAAAACGAUAUUUAUAUUGCUGUUGUUUCCGAUGAACAUAACGUUUCAUCUAAAAACCAUUAUUUGGCCAUUAUUUCGACUAUUGUGGAAACUAAUCAACCUCAUGUUGAAUUAGACCCUGCAUUUAAAUUAUUGGGGCCCAUUGAAGAAAAGUUCAUGGGUAUUGCUGAAUUAUUUGAACCUAAAGAAGAUGGUUCCAAAGAUAAUGUUUACUUAUCUAAAUCAUACGAUGCCUCAUCACAUUUUGAAUCAAUGACUGAUGAUGUCAAAGAUAUUUAUUUCAGAGUCACUGGCCAUCCUUUGGUAUUAAAAGAAAGAGAAGCACAAAAUUAG